Messenger RNA from Aspergillus glaucus CBS 516.65, 3125 nucleotides. RefSeq lists its product as uncharacterized. The transcript is spliced from 2 exons. The record is from RefSeq and is a predicted model, not a curated record. Bases 443 to 2692 code for a protein of 749 amino acids. NCBI's taxonomy places the organism in Eukaryota, Fungi, Ascomycota, Eurotiomycetes, Eurotiales, Aspergillaceae.
GCAUGGAUAGAUUCAAUUAGAUAUUCCUUAACCAGUAUACACAGAUACCUGUACCUUAUUGUGUUCUCUGUUUUAUCCGUGGUUAACUGUUAUAUACCACGGCAUCUGCCCAUUUCAACCCUUUAAUAAAGUCCCCCUUUCUGUGUCUGUUUCUUCCGCCUUUUUUCUCGCUUUUUUCCGUUUGUUCUUUUCUCCUUCUUUUCCCUCUUUUCCCUCUUUUCCCUACCUUAACUGCGCCCAUCUCCUGUCCUUUUCCAUCUAUUUUUUCGUCUUUUAUUUCUUUUCUUCUCUUCUCCGUUUUCUUGUAAUCUUCUUUCUCUCGUUCUUGUUUUCUUUUAUUUCAACCAGCCUUUUUUAACCCCAUCUUCAACCUCACUUCUUGUCCUCUUUACACCGUCUCUUCACUCACACCACUUCUAUCCCUCAACUCGUCUAUGCUAAUAUGUCCACGGAACCCGACCACAAUCCCAUCGCCCAAGAACAAGAUGCCGGCAUCGACACCGAAACACGCGCGGAAGAUGCGUUGAAGGGCCGGCGUGUUUCUGCCGGGACUCGUCGGUCGCGUCGAAAGAAGGACGACGACAACAACACGACCGAACCGGAGGAUAAAAAGAAAGAAACCAAGCCUAGGAACAACCGCCGAAAAUCCAAUCCGGCGUCCACCACGAAUAAUACCACGUCGUCUCGUAAAAAACCCAAGCUGGAGAAUAACGAUGCAGCCACACUGCCUUCCCCAUAUCAGCAGCCUCCUCCGCAACAGCAUCAACAUCAACAACAAUCACAACAACAACAACAACAACAACAACAACAACCUCCUCCGCCACAACCUCCAGCCUUCCACCACUCGUAUCCCAAUAACCACCAUGCUCCUUCUCAUAUUCCUUCCUCGUAUCCUCUAACCCAUUCCCUACCACCUUCUCGACCACAAUCUCAACCGCCUCCGCCGCCGCCCUCAGUUCCGCAGAGAACGAGUGGUCAGAACUACGAUCCCAUCCGAUCGGCCUUGGAUGACACCGCCCCGACCCCGUCCGCCGCCAGUCCUCCCACUCGCAGUGCUUUUCGCGCCAGUGCAUCUCCGGCCAUUGCUAGUAUUAUUGAUCACCCCACUGCAACAAGUAACCCGCAACCUAUUUACUCGCCUGUUCCUCGUCGUGCCUCUCCUCAUGUUCCCUCGAAUCUUUCCUCUCCCGCUCAUCCCAAGGCUCCGACGCCUUCUCAUCCCUCCCUAGCUCCUUCGCCCUUGCCGUCUUCGUCCUCCCCGUCGCACCCUCAUGGAUCCCUACUUGCAUCUCACCACUCUUCGCUGCCGCCUGCUCUUCAACCACUACAAGCUUCACAUUCCUACGCUCAUCAAUCCCCGUAUCCUCCUGCACAGCAUCCGCAGCAUCCGCAGCAGCAGCAGCAGCAACAACAACAACAACAACAACAACAACAACAACCUCGUUAUGAAGACCAAAAACCUCCUCAGCCAGAUCCAUCACGAACGGUAGCCCAACCUCAACAGCAAGCACAAGCGCCAAUCGCAAUGGAUGUGGAUCAACCGGAGCCCGCUGUCUCUCAGCCCACAAAGAUGACCAAGAAGGAGAAAGAGAAGGAAAAGGAAAACCAAAAGGAAAAGAAAGAAACUUCCUCCAAACCUCCCUCGCCCAAGUCUGGUCGCGCUGCCAAAGACAAAGAUGCUCCGUCCAAGCUGCCCCAAGGAUCGGGAUUGAUUUCGAAUGCCCUGUUUGGGGGUGGUGACAAUACAGAAUCAUCAGACACCCUCACCACGCCCAACAUCAUCCUACACGUUCCCUUGAACGGCACUACCAACCGAAUCAUCAAUUUUGCGCGUUUGGCCGAGGAACAAUACGGGUUUGCUGCUCUACAUCCACGAUUGGCCGCCCACAAGGAGCAACUAGCGCGUGUGGCUGCCGCAGGUGCCAUGUUGGAGCGGAACGAAAAGAGCGCCAAGGGUCUACUUUCCGCCGGUGAGAGCGCCGACGAGGAUCUGAGCUUGGACAUGGAGCGCGACAGUGACUUCGACGGCGAUGUUACCAUGACUGGCGCAGCCAACAUGAAUGGUGCAGCGGCUGCAGACGGAGCGGAGGGGAAGAAGAAGCGCCGCAAGAAGAUUGAAGACUACGAUCGGGAUGACCCCUUUGUCGACGAUACUGAAAUGGCUUGGCAGGAGCAUGCUGCCGCCAGUAAGGAUGGAUACUUUGUGUAUAGCGGACCUUUGGUGCCGGAGGGUGAAAAGGUGCAAGUCGAACGGGCCGACGGAACUAUCAAACGUGGUCGUGGCCGUGGACGCGGAGGUCGCAGUCGUGCUGCUCCAGCUACCAGCCACCAAGUCCCUCUGGCGGCUGCCGUACCUAUUUCCCAGGAAACCGGUUUGCCUCUUCGUGGUCCAGGAUCGCGUGGAGGCAGCACUACCCGUCGUCCUCGUGUCAGCAAGGCCGCCCGUCAGCAGAUGGAGGCGGAGAAGGAGAAGCAAAGCAACCACAGCUCGCCUGCCUCGAAUGGACGCGGCGGUGGAACGGCUGGUCGUGGAGGUGGGCUUGGAAGUCGCGGAGGUAAAACUCCAUCAGCGGCUAGCCCCAGCAAUGGCGGCAGCAACACCAACACCAACAACUUAACACCGCAGCCCAAUGUUGGUCCAGCACCGCCGGGGCCAAGUCCUUUGUCGGGACCGGAACUGGUAAUGAAGUGAUUUUUCUUGUCUUUGUAUGUGAGAGUUGUAUUCUCGAUCCAUGACACCGGUGUUUCUUUGCUUUCGGGUUAUAUGAUAUUUUUUCAGCGUCAAAAGGACGGGUCAGACGAUUUGCUUUAUGUGUUCUUAUUAUCUGGAUCUUGUCAGGUCGAUUAUCCAUGCUAUCGUUUAUCAGAUAUGGAUGGCAGCUCGUUUGCUUUGUGACAAUAAUGAGGGUUUAUGCAUGGCUGAACAUUGUUUUGAAUUGAUAUGGCUUACUCGAUUACUCUAUCUGUUUGGUUUAAUUUGCUGUGCUGGCGAUGUAUUCUGGUUGAUCACAUGAUCAGCUAGGAUAACAUGUGCAUAAUUUGCAUAAGGACAUAAUGACUUGUGCCCUAACAGUGUAUGCACGGAGUACAGCGCUUCAAAACAAUCAUGACCAACAAAUGUAGCC